This is a messenger RNA of Chelonus insularis, 1101 nucleotides long. RefSeq names its product protein obstructor-E (gene Cpap3-b). The transcript has 4 exons. The record is from RefSeq and is a predicted model, not a curated record. Gene Ontology annotation, molecular function: chitin binding. Lineage: Eukaryota; Metazoa; Arthropoda; Insecta; Hymenoptera; Braconidae. Bases 117 to 1010 code for a protein of 297 amino acids. Gene Ontology annotation, cellular component: extracellular region.
AGUGACUCCGUGAGCUGCCCCAGUAGUCUCUAGUCAUCAUCCUGCCUUACAUCUACCACCAACUUUCAACGUUAUCAUCUGAUCAACAACUAUUUUGACUACCCUCAUCCGUCAGGAUGAAGAUGCAGGUUUUUUAUCUCCUGGUCAUUUACCUCGGGGCAACAACUGCACUAACAAGAAAGCAAGAAGCUGCUGAGCAGAAUCGUAGGAGAGUGGCUGGACCUGGAUUAAGGAGAUCACCAACAACAGCAGCUCCAAUCCAGGACGAUACCCUCUAUGAAUAUGAAGAAGUAGAACUGCCUCUGCAAUGUCCAGAACCAAAUGGAUACUUUCCUGAUCCCGAGCAGUGUGACAAGUAUUAUGAUUGCCGAGAUGGAAAGUUUGUUGAGAAACUUUGUCCAGAUGGAUUGGUUUUUAAUGACUUCAGUCCUCAGCAUGAAAAAUGUGAUCUUCCUUUCGGAAUUGAUUGCUCUAAACGACCUAAAAGACAACCACCACAACCCUCUCACCACUGUCCAAGGCUCCAUGGUUAUUUUGCUCACGAAGAUGCUCGAAUUUGUGACACCUUUUACUAUUGCGUAGAAGGCAAAUUCAACAUGAUUACAUGUCCUGCUGGUCUCGUCUUCUCCGAGAAAACUGGAAUUUGUAAUUGGCCUGAUGAAGCACAAAAGAAAGGCUGCGGUUCUCGAGAAUUAUUCAAUUUUACUUGUCCUAAAGUUAAUGAGACUGUAGCAGCCACUCAUCCAAGAUAUCCUGAUGUUGAAGAUUGUCAAUAUUUCUUUGUUUGUGUUAAUGGAGAAAUCCCCCGAAGAAGUGGUUGUAAACUUGGCCAAGCCUUUGACGAACGUACAAGCAAGUGUGAUUGGGCUAGAAAAAUCCCUGAAUGCAAAGAUUGGUACAAAGGUCAACUAACUGAUGAGGAAUUGGAUGCUCUUGAGAAUCCAGUCUUAAGGAUUAGAUCAGAAUCAAAUAGAAGAAAAGGCAGACCAACAACAGAGAGCACAAUAUAAAAAGUGGAUUGAAUGUAUAUAUGAAAGCUAUGAUAAUUUUCUUAAUUGUUAAACAAUUUUGUACAAUAAAAAUCCAUCAUAAAAUCUAUAA